Dictyostelium discoideum AX4 is the source of this 111-nucleotide messenger RNA. RefSeq lists its product as hypothetical. The coding region runs from base 1 to 111 and encodes 36 amino acids. NCBI's taxonomy places the organism in Eukaryota, Evosea, Eumycetozoa, Dictyosteliales, Dictyosteliaceae. The transcript has 2 exons. The record is from RefSeq and is a predicted model, not a curated record.
AUGGCGUUAGUAUUCAUGGUUACUGGUUUCGCUACUGAUAUCACCCAGCGUGUAGGCUGUGGAAUCGAACACUGGUAUUGUAUAAAUGUUUGUGAAUACACUGAGAAAUAA